Ipomoea triloba (trilobed morning glory) is the source of this 5572-nucleotide messenger RNA. RefSeq lists its product as uncharacterized. The record is from RefSeq and is a predicted model, not a curated record. NCBI's taxonomy places the organism in Eukaryota, Viridiplantae, Streptophyta, Magnoliopsida, Solanales, Convolvulaceae. The transcript has 38 exons. Gene Ontology annotation, cellular component: chromatin; nucleus. The coding region runs from base 98 to 5329 and encodes 1743 amino acids. Gene Ontology annotation, biological process: mitotic sister chromatid cohesion; DNA repair.
GCAGGCAAGAACUUGUGCUGUUUCACCAAUUCAAUUUCUUAGGGCUGGGGUUCCCUGCUCAAAUUCUCCACUGUAAACUCAGUUUUUCCACAGAAAAAUGGUGGAAUCGAAGUCGGAGGUCUCCCAGCGAAUCGUUAAAAUCGGCCAACGAUUUGCCUCUCACAAAGCUUGCCCCGGCAAAGACGCUCUCGUCAAAUUACUCAAAGAAGCUGUAGAUGCUUUGGAACAGCUAGAACAGCCUAAACCAGAUAGAGAAAAAGCUCUAGAUGCUUUGGAACAGCUAGAACAGUCUGAAUCAGCUAGAGAAGCUGUAGAUGCUUUGGAACAGCUAGAACAGUCUGAAUCAUUGAAAUCUAUGUUGACUCCUUUAAGCAGAUCUCUUGUUAGAUUUGCUCUGCUAAAGCACAAGGAUAGAGAUGUUAGACUUCUUGUUGGUAUCUGCUUCUGUGAAAUUCUCCGGGUCUUGGCACCAAAUCCUGAUUUCAGUGAUGCAACUUUUAGGGGUAUUUUUAGACUUCUAUUAAGUAUUUUUGCGGAGCUUGAUGAUACCAAACACGCCUUCUUUGAUAAAAGGGUUAAACUGUUGGAAACUGUUGCAAAGCUCCGUUGUUGUGUGCUAAUGCUUGAUUUUGGUUGUGAAGAUUUAGUUCUCAAAAUGUUCAAAACCUUUUUCAGCAUUGUGAGGGACCACCACCCAUUGAGUAUGGUUCAUGCUAUGUCAUCUAUAAUGACAGCUGUUUUGGAGGAGAAAGUGGUGGAUAACAGCUCUGAGCUGCUUUCAUCUGAAGGAAAUGUAUCUGAACCGCUUCUGGAUGUGAUCUUGCAAAAUCUCCUGAAAGAAACAAAGGAUAUUUCUGCUUCCAAACGGUUGGCUGUUUACAUCAUUCAGAAUUAUGGUGGCAAGCUUGAGCACAUUAUUGCUAGGUUUUUAAGAUCUUGUAUACUGAACAGAGAUGCUGUCGGAAGCAUGGUGAAAGAAUAUUACCACGAGAUUAUAUAUGAAAUAUUCCAUUGUGCUCCUCAAAUGCUUAUAUCUGUCAUUCCUACCUUGACCAAUGAAUUACUGACAGAUCAAGUAGAUGUUCGUAUAAAAGCUUUAAACUUAAUUGGGAAACUUCUUUCAUUGCCCGGAAACCAUGUUGCCAAAGAUUAUCGCUAUCUCUUUAUGGAGUUCUUAAACAGAUUCUCUGAUAAGUCCGCUGAAGUGAGGCUCAAUGCUCUUUCACAUGCAAAAACUUUGUACAUAGCCAAUGAACUGGAGACUGAAAUCACUAAAUCAUCUCAAAGGCCCAAAACUGAAGUUCUAAGUGCUCUUGAAGGUCGGCUCUUAGACCUUGAUGAUGGUGUGAGGGCAAAAGCAGUGACUGUGCUGUGUGAUUUGGCAAAGAAUAAUUUUAAAUCAUUCCCCUCUACACUAAUUUCUCUUAUUGCAGAUAGGCUGCGUGACAAAAAGGUAUCUGUCAGAACGAAAGCAUUGAAGAAGUUGCUUGAAGUCUAUCAGGAAUAUUGCACAAAAUGCGCUUCUCAAGUUUUGGAUCUCAAUGACUCCUUGGAACAGAUUCCUUGCAAAAUUUUGAUGCUUUGCUAUGGAAAAGACUGUGAAGAGUUCAAGCCUGAAAAAGUGGAGCAUUUGCUAGCUGAGGAUCUAUUUCCUGCUUCUCUUUCAACUAAGGAGAUAACUAAGCACUGGGUCUUCAUUUUCUCACUUUUUACACCUCCUCAUCUGAAGGCGUUGAACAUCAUUUUAUCUCAAAAACGAAGGUUGCAAAAGGAGAUACAAGACUACUUAGCUCUCCAGAACAGAGAUGAUGACCAGUGCCUGGAGGACAUUGAAAUGAAAAUUAAGAUAUCAAUUGUGAAAAUGUCAGCAUUGUUCACAGAGCCUGCUAAAGCAAAAGAGUGCUUUCAUAAGCUGGACAAAGUGAAAGAUAAGGGAAUAUUUAAUGCACUGGAAAAGGUGUUAACUCAAGUGGCUGGAGGAAAUGCUCAGGUGAUAAGGACAGAUCAAGUAGAUGUUCGUAUAAAAGCUUUAAACUUAAUUGGGAAACUUCUUUCAUUGCCCGGAAACCAUGUUGCCAAAGAUUAUCGCUAUCUCUUUAUGGAGUUCUUAAACAGAUUCUCUGAUAAGUCCGCUGAAGUGAGGCUCAAUGCUCUUUCACAUGCAAAAACUUUGUACAUAGCCAAUGAACUGGAGACUGAAAUCACUAAAUCAUCUCAAAGGCCCAAAACUGAAGUUCUAAGUGCUCUUGAAGGUCGGCUCUUAGACCUUGAUGAUGGUGUGAGGGCAAAAGCAGUGACUGUGCUGUGUGAUUUGGCAAAGAAUAAUUUUAAAUCAUUCCCCUCUACACUAAUUUCUCUUAUUGCAGAUAGGCUGCGUGACAAAAAGGUAUCUGUCAGAACGAAAGCAUUGAAGAAGUUGCUUGAAGUCUAUCAGGAAUAUUGCACAAAAUGCGCUUCUCAAGUUUUGGAUCUCAAUGACUCCUUGGAACAGAUUCCUUGCAAAAUUUUGAUGCUUUGCUAUGGAAAAGACUGUGAAGAGUUCAAGCCUGAAAAAGUGGAGCAUUUGCUAGCUGAGGAUCUAUUUCCUGCUUCUCUUUCAACUAAGGAGAUAACUAAGCACUGGGUCUUCAUUUUCUCACUUUUUACACCUCCUCAUCUGAAGGCGUUGAACAUCAUUUUAUCUCAAAAACGAAGGUUGCAAAAGGAGAUACAAGACUACUUAGCUCUCCAGAACAGAGAUGAUGACCAGUGCCUGGAGGACAUUGAAAUGAAAAUUAAGAUAUCAAUUGUGAAAAUGUCAGCAUUGUUCACAGAGCCUGCUAAAGCAAAAGAGUGCUUUCAUAAGCUGGACAAAGUGAAAGAUAAGGGAAUAUUUAAUGCACUGGAAAAGGUGUUAACUCAAGUGGCUGGAGGAAAUGCUCAGGUGAUAAGGGAUAAUCUUUUGACAGCAAUUGGAGAUAGCAGUCCACAUUUUGAGUUUCUGCAAUUACUCUUCAAGAAGUGCUCAUUUAAUAUAUUUAAUUCCCAGCAUGUUCACUCUAUGCUAGAGCGUCUCUCACUUGACAGAUUUAAGGAUUUGGAGCAUUCUUGUGUUCAACUCCUGUUGACUAUUGUCAAUGCAUUCCCUUCACUCCUGAGAGGUUUAGAAAUACAUUUCCGGCUUCUAUUACUGGAGGGGGUGAUCCCCAUCAAUGACCUGUUGCUUCAAAUGCUAGCAAACGGACCAUGCAUUGGUAUCAAAUUAAGUGAUAUUUAUUUUUCCCUGGAGAGGAUAUGCUUGGAGGGUAGUCGCACUCAAUCUAAACUUGCUUGUUCUGCAAUUGCUGCACUGCUUGGUCCUUCAGAUCAAUUCCUUUUUCCGGAUUUGUGCAAGAAACUUGUGGAUUCUCUACAUAUGGGGCAGCAUAUUCAAACUGUUUUGCAGUCUUUGGGCUGUUUGGCACAGCAUUCCGUUGUAGCAUUUGAAGCACAUGAGCAGGAGGUUACUCAUUUUAUCACCAAGGAGAUAUUCCAAUCAAAUGAUGCUGGCACAUCAGAAGAUCAGGAUUUGCUAGAGAACUCUUCAAAUUGCAGCAGCUAUUGCAAAUUGAAGAUUUUUGGGCUUCAAAUGCUGGUGAGGAGCUUUUUGCCACACAAACACACACACAUUAGUCGUCCUAUCAGUUUUUUGCUAGAUAUUAUCCUACAUAUGCUUCAGAAGGGUGCCUUCACUCACAGUAUGAUAUCAAGUGAUUCUGAUAGAGCUCAUUAUAGAUUGGCUGCUGCAAAGUCUGUUCUUCGGCUUUCAAGGAGGUGGGAUUUGCAUAUUUCACCAGAGAUUUUCCGCCUUACAGUUUUGAUGGCUAAGGAUAAUUCUCCUUUUAUACGUGAACACUUUGUAAAUAAAGUGCAAAAGCUUUUGAGGGUGCAUAAAAUACCUUGCAGAUAUGCUUGUGCUUUGUCAUUUGCUGCGUCAGACUCUCCAGAACAUCUGAGUGAUAUUUCGAUGCAAAAUUUGGAGGAAUUUAUAAAGGACUAUAGCGAUACAGCUAGAGUGCACCAAACUUCAGUAAUGCCCAGAAAAGUGACAGAUUCUCCUGUUUACACUGUCAUUUUCUUGAUCCAUGUUCUUGCCCAUGACACAAGUUUCCCCCCAAUUGAAAGUCAAGAUGAAGAGGUUUACACUCAGUUUUUUAGGCCACUUAUUCUUACACUCAAGGCAUUGGUUGAUGUUAAUUGCUUGGAUCGGGAUAUGGAUUCUAUCACUCAUGAUGUUUCAUACUUAAGAAAUCUUUUUCAUGCAAUCAAAAAGGCAGAGGAUGCUAUUGAUGACCAUAUGACUCAUAAACUUCAUAUUUUAGCAGAUAUUGGAAUUUCUUUUUUGAAUUCAUUGGGUAACAGCAGUUUCUCUUCAUCUCAUACUCCUGGACUUAUUCUACUGCCAUCGUCACUGUACAAAAUUAGUUCUGGUUACAAAUGCCAGGGAGGUGGUAAUUCUUUGAAGCACUGCCAACUUGAUAAAUCCUUCACCAAUAAAUUUCUUCAGCAUAUCAUAAGUGCAUCUUGGACAGCUAGAAAUAUUGGUAAAAGUUACCCAAAAAGUCAAUCAGAUUCAUUGCGUACACAUGCAACUAAAAGAUUGAAAUCAGAAUCAGCAUUUUGCAAGAAAGGCUAUAUCCCACUCACUACAACUAGAGAGCAGUGUCAUAAUCCACAUUCAGAUCAAAACGAGCCAAAUGAAACCCUGCGCCACCUCACUGGUAGAGGAAAGGAAAAUGAACCUAUGUUAUCAAUUUCUGCUCCUGUUGAAAGGGGUGAACAGAGAAACUCUGGAGAAGUGAUCAGAAAUGAACUUCUUCCAUCUAACAAUCAUGUUAUGGUAGGAUCCAUGUGCAGUCAGAAGGGUGAGCAUUUAUUUUCCUUAAAAGAAAUUGGUACAGUCACAAGAUGUAACAGUACUGCUGAACAAACUAAAUCAUCAACACGUACUACGUCAAAAGAUCAUGUCUCCCAGGAUAUCCCAAAUCAAGGUGAAACAUUAAUUGGGCAUCAUAUGGAACUGUCUUCUGUUGACAGACGUUCUUGUUCAGGAUUAGUGGAAGGUUUUGAUUCCUGCAAUAGUGCAGACAAGGAUUCAGAUGCACGCCAAUCAAGGUUCUGUGACAACAGAGAAGGUGCCUUCUGCCAAGAAAACGCAUCAGUGGAUAAGAGCAAAUUUCAGGGCAGAAAGAUUCCUCUGACUGCAAGCUUAAAGAAGAGAGAGCAACUGCUUGUUGACUCAUCAUCUUCUGAAGUCAUUGGUGGCAAUAAAGAUGCUAUGAAGCGUAGGACUCGAAGACGAAAAGUUUGAGGUGUUUUGUCAAACAGAUAAACAAAUGGACAUCUGGCUAUGUUUUUGUACUGUAUCCAAUUGCCAACAUCAAUCUUCCAGUGAAUAUGUUUUUGUUUUAUUGUUAGCAACAGUUGGAUCAAACUACAGUUGGCUAAAUUAAAGUUAGUUAUGAUAGAUUGUUAUUGCUUUCUGACAACUGAAAUUCAUAUGAUAUUGACUAGUGGGAUAUCAUAAAAACUAAUGCAUUCUAAACUUACAUAA